Molecule: messenger RNA, 3003 nt
Organism: Penicillium griseofulvum
Lineage: Eukaryota; Fungi; Ascomycota; Eurotiomycetes; Eurotiales; Aspergillaceae
Product: Nucleic acid-binding, OB-fold
Exons: 6
Coding region: 1-3003 (1000 amino acids)
Biological process (GO): lysyl-tRNA aminoacylation
Cellular component (GO): cytoplasm; cytosol
Molecular function (GO): ATP binding; tRNA binding; lysine-tRNA ligase activity
Source: RefSeq, a predicted model, not a curated record
AUGGCGGAUUCCAACCCUGUUCAAGAGGCUACUGCCUCCAUCGCCAACCUUCUUCUCGACGAAGUCACCGGCGAGAAAGUCUCCAAGACUGAAUUGAAGAGACGCCAGAAGCAGCGUGAGAAGGACGCCAAGAAGAAGGAGAAGGAAGCUGCUGCUCCCCCUAAGCCCAAGGCUGAAAAGAAGACAUCUGCUGAGGAAGAUGAGGCCAACCUGACUCCUAACCAAUACUUCGAGAUUCGCUGCAAGAAGAUCAACAAGCUGCGCGAGACCAAGCAGCCGGAUCCCUACCCGCACAAGUUCCAUGUCGAUACCGACCUCCGCAACUUCCUCAAGGAAUAUGAGGGUCUCCAGAAGGGCGAGCAGAAGCCCGAGGUUACCGUUCGCGUUGCUGGCCGUAUCUACACCAAGCGUACCUCCGGCAACAAGCUGAACUUCUACGAUAUCCGCACCGAAGGUGUCAAGGUCCAGGUCAUGUGCCAAGCGCAAUUCUCUACCGGAAAGCCCUUUGAAGAACAGCACGAGCUACUUCGCAGAGGUGAUAUCGUGGGAAUCGUUGGUUUCCCCGGUAGAACUAACCCCAAGAACCGUGACGAUGGUGAACUUUCCAUCUUCGCUACUGAAGUUAUUCUCCUAACACCUUGCCUUCACGCCAUUCCUUCCGAACACUACGGCUUCCAGGACAAGGAGCUACGUUUCCGUCAGCGCUACCUGGAUCUUAUCAUGAAUGAUAGUUCACGUCAGAUCAUCCAGAAGAGAGCAAAGAUUGUCUCCUACAUCCGUCAGUAUCUCGAUAGCCGUGAUUUCACUGAGGUUGAGACUCCUAUGAUGAAUGCUAUUGCUGGUGGUGCCACCGCUAAGCCCUUUGUAACCCACCAUAAUGACCUCGACAUGAACCUCUUCAUGCGUGUUGCUCCUGAGCUUUAUCUCAAGAUGCUGGUCGUUGGUGGACUGAACCGGGUCUACGAGCUCAAUAAGCAGUUCCGCAACGAGGGCAUUGACCUUACUCACAACCCUGAAUUCACCACCUGCGAGUUCUACCAGGCUUACGCUGAUGUGUACGACCUGAUGGACAUGACCGAGGACCUCGUUUCCGGUCUGGUUAAGCACAUUACUGGUGGUUAUGAGACCGUAUUCCACACCCAGUCUGGCGAAACCUACAACGUGAACUGGAAGGGCCCCUGGCGACGAGUGGAGAUGAUGCCUGCUCUAGAGGAGGCCUGCGGCGAAAAGUUCCCUCCUGGUGACCAGCUCCACACCCAGGAGACCAAUGAUUUCCUCAAGCGCAUUUUGAAGAAGAUGAACGUGGAAUGCUCGGCUCCUCAUACUAAUGCUCGCAUGCUUGACAAACUGGUUGGCGAAUUUAUCGAGAACACUUGCAUCAACCCUACCUUUAUCACCGGCCACCCCCAGAUGAUGUCGCCACUUGCCAAGAAGCACCGCCAAAUGGCCGGUCUUUGCGAGCGCUUUGAGGCUUUCGUUUGCACCAAGGAGAUUGUCAAUGCUUAUACCGAGUUGAAUGAUCCCUUUGACCAGCGUAUGCGCUUCGAGGAGCAGGCCAACCAGAAGGCUCAGGGUGAUGACGAGGCUCAGAUGAUUGAUGAGACUUUCUGCCAAUCCCUCGAGUACGGUCUGCCCCCGACUGGUGGCUGGGGUAUGGGUAUUGACCGCCUGGUCAUGUUCAUUACCAACAACUACAGCAUCAAGGAGGUUAUGACCUUCCCCAUGAUGAAGGAGGACAAGACCGCUGCCGACCCCAAGACUGCUGCCGAGGUCGUCGGUAUUGAGCCUACCCCCGAAGAAGGAAUCCUUUGUUCAGCACUUUCUUCAAACAUUAUCAAGUACCAUCGAGCUCUGUUGCAAAUCAUGGCGAAUAAUACUAUGCCUCUCCCUCGCAUCCCAGACCUGAGUCUCCCGUCUUUUCGAGAGCUCGACGAGUCUAUCGAGGCCAACAGGCGCAACCAACCGAGCUCGCAUCUUUCUGAUAACACACAUGACGAAACAGACAGCAUUGCCUCAUCUUCGUCACAAAAUAUCAAUACCCUUCCCAACCAGUAUCCACCCUAUCCAGCUCAAGGAUGGCUUUUACCGCCUGACCCCAGCCAGAAUCAGGGCCCUGCCAAGGUGCUUCAACCGUCUGUCAGGGCGCUUCAACCCGAUGUGAACGUUGGCAGGGAGAUAACCCCCACCCCUCAACUUUGUCUUCCUCUGAAUGAACCUCAGACAUCACCAAUCCCAACGCAGUCGACUCCUAGCUCCGCACACACAACGUUAACACUCCGCGGACAACCAUCUCCAAGCAUUCCGAUAUCAGCAACGGAGACCUCCCCCAGCCAGACUCAAGCAAUCUUAGCAAAUCCGCAGCAACCCAACGAGCAACCUCGCCGUCAAAGGGUGAACCGCGAUGGAGCCGCAAACCACCGAGCCCAGAGACGCCGAGUGGGCGUUCACUUCUCGGAGGUAGCAGCCCACACCGCAAAAUGCGAUGUCUGCAACAAGCGUAACAAGAACGGCAUGGCUCGCUGCCAGAACUGCGGCUGGCAAAUCUGCCGCAAGUGUCUGACCGAUCGAAACGGAGACAGAACACAUGCUUCCUUUGGAGCUACCCAUGUCCCGGAAAUUGGCGGCGAUAUCCCUGUAUCUUUGUCGUCUAUGGAUGGGAGUCAAGAUCGAUCCUCCGAGUCCAUUGCACAAGUGAGGGCUGCGCAGACCCUGCUGGAUCUUGGAUCAUUUGGUCACGGAACUGGAACUUCUAGUACUUUCGGUGGUGAGGGAAGUCAGCCAGGUGGACGGAAUGUGGAUUCUGCACGUGGUCAGGUCUUGCAGCAGCAGGUCGAUGCUUUGUCCACUGAUUCUGAUAUGACCUUGUCUGUUGUUGGAGAUCAGGAGUGGCCUCAGGAUGAGAAUGAUAUUCCUAUUGGCGAGGACGGUCUGCCUAUUGGAUAUAUCAUAACACGGCGCAACCCUGCGCGUGCUGCGAGGCCUUCUACGAAGAUGGCGGAAUAA